Maudiozyma barnettii is the source of this 5103-nucleotide messenger RNA. It is a transcript of the gene YBT1, whose product is annotated as bile acid-transporting ATPase YBT1. The record is from RefSeq and is a predicted model, not a curated record. Gene Ontology annotation, cellular component: fungal-type vacuole; fungal-type vacuole membrane. Gene Ontology annotation, biological process: transmembrane transport. The coding region runs from base 1 to 5103 and encodes 1700 amino acids. Lineage: Eukaryota; Fungi; Ascomycota; Saccharomycetes; Saccharomycetales; Saccharomycetaceae. The transcript has a single exon. Gene Ontology annotation, molecular function: ABC-type peptide transporter activity; ATP binding; ATP hydrolysis activity.
AUGGAUUCAACCUUUUUUAAUAGUACAGAUUCAAAACCAAUUUGGGAUUACGAUGAUGUGACCCAAUAUGGUAGAAUAACAUACGUGAACUUUAUAAUACCGUUAAUGCUUACCAUUGGGGGAUGUUACUUUCUUACAUUUAAUAUCUGGUCUCACUACCACAGUUAUAAUAUAUUACAGUUGAAGAAGGAUGAUUUUAUACAGCAUUUAGUAAAUUUGAAAAAACAAGAGACCUGUGGCGAGGUAACCGAUGAAAGCCAACCUCUUCUGUUGCCAUCCUCUGAACGUGAGGGUGCACAAAACAGAAAUUACUCUUCUGUUAAUAAAAUAUCUGAAGGUGACUUACUCAAAGAAAAACAUUUUUCAAUCGAGAAAUUGUCUUUAACCAAAUUAAAUGGUGAGCCUCAUGGUAUACCAAGCUUAGUUACUAGGAAUUUCACGGAAAAGACUAGAGUCGUAAUAGAAUUUAUGAUUGUGAUUUCUCAAUUUAUAAUACAUGCUUCAGUUAUGAUUAACAGAAAUAAACAUUCCUCUUAUCGCGAAGAGUUUAAUUAUAGGGGUACUAUUAUGGGAUUAAUCCAAUGGCUAUUUUUAACUAUCAUAGUGACACUAAGAUUAUUAAAUAUCAAUCAAUCGAUAACAGUUCUUAAUAAAUACGUCGGCAAUAUCUGGAUGAUAUCAUUUGUUUCAUAUUUAUUCUGCUUCGUAGGGGCAACUAUUCCAUUUCGUUCCGUACUAAUUCAUAGUAUCCAAUCUGAAACAAUCAGAAAAUAUUAUAUUUCUCAAUUUGUUAACAAUGGUAUCUUGUUUCUCCUAUUGUUUUUUGCACCACUGAGAAACAAUUAUGUUAUAUCAUAUAAGACAGACAAACACAUAAUUCCUUCACCGGAAUCAACUACAUCUAUUGCAAGUUUUAUAUGUUGGACUUGGUUAGACAAAUUUGUGUGGUUUGCCCACAAUCAUGUUGUUGAACAAGAAGAUGUUUGGGGCCUAUCGAUGGACGAUUAUUCUAUCUUCGUUUUGAAGAAAUUUAGAAAUUAUGUUCAUUCUUUUACAAACAAGCGAACUUUUUCUGUCAAUCUUAUUCUGUUUUUUAAAAAGUAUUUGACUAUUCAGGCUUUUUGGGCUAUUAUUGCCAGUUUCUUAACUUUUUCACCUACGCUGUUAUUGAAAAAAAUUCUGGAAUAUGUUGAUGAUCAAGAUUCAGCCCCAGUCAGUGUGGCGUGGUUGUAUGUUAUUUUAAUGUUCACUUGUAAACUUUUGGUUGCUGUUGCAAAUGGCCAGGCGCUAUUUUUUGGUAGAAGGGUAUGUAUUAGAAUGAAGAGUAUUAUUGUUUCAGAAAUUUAUUCUAAGGCCUUAAGAAAGAUGAUUCAAACGAAGUCUGAAAAAAAUAAAGAUAAUUCUCAAGAAAAUACUCCAACUCCAGAAACAUCCGGCGAAACUGAUCCUGAAAUCUUAAUUGAUGCCAAAAAAUUAGAAGGUGACGAAGAAUCCACAGAAUCUUCUGCCAAAUUAGGUCAAAUUAUUAACUUAAUGGCUGUGGAUGCAUUUAAGAUUUCAGAAAUAUGUGCCUAUUUGCACUCUUUUGUUGAGGCCAUCGUGAUGACAGUUAUUGCACUUGUUUUACUUUACAACUUAAUCGGAGUCUCAGCAAUCAUUGGUGCUGUCGUUAUUGUUUCGGCGUUACCAAUCAAUUUCAAAUUAGCCAACAUUAUAGGUGAACUUCAAAAGAAAAAUCUUCAAAUCACUGACAAACGUAUCCAGAAAUUAAACGAAGCUCUUCAAGCUAUCAGAAUUAUCAAAUUUUUUUCAUGGGAAGACAAUUUUUCUGAUGAAAUCAAUGAAAUCAGAGAGGAGGAAUUAAGAUAUCUGAUAUACAGAUCAGUGGCUUGGGUUGCCAGUUCAUUCUUUUUCUUUUUAACUCCAAUUUUGGUCACUACAACUGCCUUCAUGUAUUACAUAUAUGUGGAAGGUAAAACUUUAACCACACCUAUUGCAUUUACUGCUUUGUCCUUAUUUAGUUUACUGAGAGAUCCAUUAGACAGACUAUCCGAUAUGCUGAGUUAUGUUAUACAAUCUAAGGUAUCAUUAGACAGAGUUCAAGAAUUUUUAAAUGAAGCUGAUACCGAAAAAUAUAAUCAACUAACAAUAGAUACACAUGGUAAUAGAUUGGCAUUUGAUAAUGCAACUGUUGGCUGGGGUGAGGGAUCUCAAGAGUUUAAAUUGAGAAAACUAAACAUUGACUUUAAGAUCGGUAAACUGAAUGUCGUUAUCGGACCAACUGGGUCUGGUAAAACCUCUUUAUUGAUGGCUUUGCUUGGUGAAAUGCAUUUAGCUGAUGGGAAAAUUAUUGUUCCAUCAUUAGAUGCCAGACAAGAUUUACGUAUCGAUUCCGAAGGUUUAACAAAUUCAAUUGCUUAUUGUUCACAAUCUGCAUGGUUGUUGAAUGACACAGUUAGAAAUAACAUUUUAUUUAAUAACAAGUACGAUGAAGUUAGAUACCAAGCCGUUGUAGAAGCCUGUAGUUUGAAACGUGAUUUUGAAAUCCUCAAAGCUGGUGAUGCAACUGAAAUUGGUGAGAAAGGUAUCACAUUAUCUGGUGGCCAAAAACAAAGAAUUUCUUUGGCAAGAGCUCUAUAUUCUGAUUCUAGACACAUUUUGCUAGAUGAUUGUUUAAGUGCUGUGGAUGCUCAUACUGCAUUAUGGAUAUAUGAUAACUGUAUUACCGGUCCUCUUAUGUCUGGAAGAACAUGUAUUUUAGUUUCACAUAAUAUUGCUCUGACUUUAAGAAAUGCGGAAUUGGUUGUUGUUUUGGAAGAUGGUCAGGUUAAGGACCAAGGUGUUCCACUUACCCUCUUAGAAAAGGGUAUAUUAGGUGAUGAUGAAUUAGUCAAGAGUAGUAUUCUGUCAAGACAAGCGUCAUCAGUUAACCUAGCGAAGAAAAAUCCAAAUGACGUCAGUAUGACUAGCUUGACAGCCGCAUUAAACAAACAGAUUAAUAAACAAAAGAGUGGUGAUUCAAGUAAAAAUAUUGCCACAACUGAUAACAAUGCUAAUUCUGAAGAAGACGGUAAACUAAUUCAAAAAGAAACAAAAGCUGAAGGUGUUGUCGGUAAGGAUGUCUACUUGUGGUAUGCUGAAAUCUUUGGUGGAUGGAAAAUUAUUCUAGGUUUGGCUUCUCUAUUUUUCUUAUGUCAAGCAGCAAAUAUAUCCGAAGCUUGGUGGAUCCGUGAAUGGGUGACUAAAAAUAGCAUUGUUACUUACUUAACACCUGUCACUACCAUGAGCAAAACAAUGAUUCCAAAUGGUUUCAAUUUAAGACCAAAUAUCAAUCAUUUGUUAAACAAGUUAUUUUCAUUUAGCAAUAAUGUUAUUGAAACUAAACAAGCUACAAAGCAUUCUACUCGUUAUUACCUAAGUAUCUACUUCCUAAUUGGUUUAAUUGAAGCUAUUGCUGGAUGUACUAGAACAUUCUGCAAUUUCCUUGCUGGUAUUAAUGCCUCUAGAAGAAUUUUUAAGAAAUUACUAAACAAAGUUCUACAUUCCAAAUUAAGAUUUUUCGAUUCUACCCCAAUAGGUAGAAUUAUGAAUCGUUUCUCCAAGGAUAUGGAGGCCAUCGACCAAGAUCUUGCCCCAUAUAUGAACGGUGCUUUCUACUCUCUGGUAGAGUGUAUAGCAAUUGUCAUGCUUAUUACUUUUAUUACACCUCAAUUUAUUUCGAUUGCUAUUAUGAUCAGUAUCAUGUAUUAUUUAAUCGGAUACUUUUACCUGGCUGGUUCUCGUGAAUUAAAGAGAUUGGACUCUAUUACAAAAUCACCAAUUUAUCAACAUUUUACCGAAACAUUAGUGGGUGUUACUACCAUUCGUGCAUACGGUGACGAAAUCAGGUUUAUCAAAGAAAACUUAUUAAAGAUAGAUGAAAACAAUAAACCAUUUUUCUAUAUGUGGGUUGCUAACAGAUGGUUAUCAUUCAGAAUUGAUGUUGUAGGUGCAUUUGUUGUAUUUGGUUCUGGUAUCUUUAUUCUAUUAAAUAUUAACGAUCUUGACUCGGGGUUGGCUGGUAUUUCAUUAACUUAUGCAAUUUCAUUUACCGAAGGUGCCUUAUGGUUAGUUAGAUUUUACGCAGAGGUUGAAAUGAAUAUGAAUUCUGUUGAAAGAGUUAAAGAAUAUAUGAAUAUCGAACAAGAACCUUAUAUAUCAACUGAAGACGGACAUAAUAUCGACCCACCUGUCAAUUGGCCACAGGAUGGUAGGAUUGAAGUCAGUGAUGUAUCCUUAAGAUACGCGGCUAACUUACCAAAGGUGAUUAAAAAUGUUUCUUUCAUUGUUGAUCCACAAAGUAAAGUUGGUGUGGUUGGUCGCACAGGUGCUGGGAAAUCUACCAUUAUAACAGCUCUCUUUAGAUUUUUGGAUCCUGAAACAGGUUAUAUUAAGAUUGACAAUAUUGAUAUCACCUCAAUUAAUUUGAAUAAUUUACGUCGUGCAUUAACCAUUAUUCCACAAGACCCAACCCUAUUUGCAGGUACUAUAAAGAGCAAUUUAGACCCAUACAACGAAUACCAAGAUAACGACAUCUUUGCAGCUUUGAGACGUGUUAAUUUAGUUACUCAAAAUGAAUUAAAUAACCGCCUAGAUGAUGCAUCUGAUGUUGUUGAUAAUGACACAACAUCCGUGACAUCUGAGAAUGUGAAUAAAUUCUUAGAUUUAGAAAGUAAUGUCACUGAAGGUGGUGGAAAUUUAUCUCAGGGUCAACGUCAAUUACUAUGUCUUGCCCGUUCUUUGUUACGUUCUCCAAAAAUUUUACUCUUGGAUGAGGCAACUGCAUCCAUUGAUUACGAGUCUGAUGCUAAGGUUCAAGAAACAAUUAGACAGGAAUUUGAUAAGAGUACCAUUUUAACUAUUGCGCACAGAUUGAGAUCUGUUAUCGAUUACGAUAAGAUUUUGGUUAUGGAUGCUGGUGAAGUUAAGGAAUAUGACCAUCCUUACUCUCUACUAUUGAAUAAAAAUAGUUUAUUUUACAGUAUGUGUGAGAAAAGUGGUGAGUUAGAGACUUUGGUAUCUCUAGCAAAGGAAGCAUUUGUUAAGAAAUUAAACUCUAAAUAG